Molecule: messenger RNA, 954 nt
Organism: Fragaria vesca subsp. vesca
Lineage: Eukaryota; Viridiplantae; Streptophyta; Magnoliopsida; Rosales; Rosaceae
Exons: 1
Biological process (GO): proteolysis
Molecular function (GO): zinc ion binding; aspartic-type endopeptidase activity; nucleic acid binding
Source: RefSeq, a predicted model, not a curated record
AUGUUCAGGGGAAGGGCAAUGCCCUGGCGGGGGAGUAGCAGUGCAGGGGACCACAAAGGUGGUUUUGGGAAGAGGUGGCGGACUUACCAGCUGGCUCCAGCUAGAGCAACUGCUGCCCCUUUUAGGGCUCCACCUAUUAGGCAGGCAGCACCACUGAAGUGUUUCAACUGUGGUGAGCCAGGCCAGUUCUCUUCGGCAUGCACGAAGCCCAGGAGGCAGGGAUGCUUCACUUGUGGGCAGGCAGGCCAUUUUGCUAGGGAUUGCACCCGACCUCAGGCUGGAGGGCAGGGUGUUCAGCAGAGACCAUUACUUCCAGCACCAGCUAGAGUUUAUGCCAUUGGUCAGCGUGGUGCAGGAGUGGAAGGUAGCAUUCUUGUUUUUGAUCUGCUUGCUUCAGUUUUGUUUGAUACGGGGGCAACCCAUUCCUUCAUAUCUAGUUUGGUGGUGAGGGCAUUAGGCUUGACUCCGACACCGCUUACUAGAUCCUUGUGUGUUUCUUCGCCUCUCGGUGUUUCUAUAGAGCUUGGCACUUUGUGUGAAGCAUGCCCUAUAGUGAUUAGUGGUAGAGAGUUCCUUGCUUCUCUCAUUGUGAUUCCAGACCGCUCCUAUGAUGUUAUUUUGGGAGUGGAUUGGCUAAGGUCAAACUAUGCUAUGAUUGACUGCUUUGAUAUGGUGGUGUCUUUCCACAUUCCUGGACAGCCGAGCUUUCGCUAUCGUUGUCAUAGGUCAGACACUGCCAUGUGGGAAGGAGUGUUGGCACACAUUGAGGCUACCGGUAGUACCGUGGGUAUUGCUGAUAUUGCAGUGGUCUCUGAGUUUAGUGAUGUGUUCCAGGAGAUUCCGGGAUUACCUCCUAAGAGGGUAGUGGAGUUUGCUAUUGAUGUGGUACCAGGUACUUCACCGGUAUCAAAGACUCCUUAUCAAAUGGGGAGAACUGAACUUCAGGAGUUGAAG